AUGGCAACGUUAUUAUUGCAGUUACAGAGAGUCAUAAGAAGCGGAAGUGUUAAUUUGAUCUCCACACUCCCGCAUUCUUCAUCUUACUCUUCUUCUAGAUCUUUCUCCAAAUCAUCACCCUACGUCGUUAAGGUUGGAAUUCCGGAAUUUCUAAACGGAAUUGGGAGCGGAGUCGAAUCUCAUGUCGCGAAGCUCGAUUCAGAAAUUGGUGACUUCCAGAAGCUUCUUGUUACUAGAACCCUCAAACUCAAGAAACUCGGCAUUCCUUGCAAACAUAGGAAGCUAAUAUUGAAACAUGCACACAAGUACAGGCUGGGAUUAUGGAGGCCACGUGCUGAACAGGUCAAAGCGUGA
Molecule: messenger RNA, 354 nt
Organism: Lathyrus sativus (Indian pea)
Lineage: Eukaryota; Viridiplantae; Streptophyta; Magnoliopsida; Fabales; Fabaceae
Source: the annotation of a GenBank genome assembly